Molecule: messenger RNA, 923 nt
Organism: Neohortaea acidophila
Lineage: Eukaryota; Fungi; Ascomycota; Dothideomycetes; Mycosphaerellales; Teratosphaeriaceae
Product: translation protein SH3-like domain-containing protein
Exons: 3
Coding region: 60-476 (138 amino acids)
Biological process (GO): cytoplasmic translation; ribosomal large subunit biogenesis
Cellular component (GO): cytosolic large ribosomal subunit
Molecular function (GO): structural constituent of ribosome; RNA binding
Source: RefSeq, a predicted model, not a curated record
CCGCAAGCAGCAACCUCCACGAUUGCAACACCCACGUCCACCCACCGUCGCCAGCCACCAUGACAAAAAUCAACUCCAGCCUGCACUCCAGCCGGAGAAAGGCUCGCAAGGCACACUUUGAGGCCCCGUCGAGCGUGCGUAGAACGAUUAUGAGCGCUCCGCUAUCCAAGGAACUCCGAGAAAAGCACAACGUCCGCGCAAUUCCCCUCCGCAAAGACGACGAAGUCAUCAUCAAGCGCGGCAGCAACAAGGGCCGCGAAGGCAAAAUCACCUCCGUCUACCGCCUCAAAUACAUCGUGCACGUCGAGCGCGUCACCCGCGAGAAGUCGAACGGCCAGAGCGUGCCCAUCGGCAUCGCACCCAGCAAGGUGGAGAUCACCAAGCUGAAGAUCGACAAGGACCGUGAGAACAUUCUGGAGCGGAUUAGCCACGGGCGGAAGCUGAACAAGGACAAGCGGGAGAAGCAUUCAUCGUGAGCGGAGGCGAUGGAUGAGGAGGUGGACGUUCUUGUGGGUUCGAGGUGCUGAAGAGCUGGCUGGCGGAUGCAUUUCGGCGCUGCGGCGGGAUGGAAUGGCAUUGUGGACGUCACGUCGCUCAAAGUAAGACACUCGAGAAUCUCUUUUGAAACAAUGACCCAACAGAUCAUACCAUUCACUUCCCCGCCUUUCCUUCCGUGCCUCACCAGGCCGUGUGCUGUUCCCCGAGAGUACUCGCUAGAUUAUCUACUGAGCAGCCCAGCACCAUGGCUUCGAAGUUAUACGACUAGCGAAGAUCGAGCCCCAAUGAGGACACUACACCGCGUCCUUGCUCGCCUGCAGAACGCUCUUUGAUGGAUUAUUCCGAUGAGAUUAGUGUUUUGAUGGUGAGAGACAUAUCGAUGUUUCGCUUGUGCUUGUGGACUACGUUGAGUAUUAUCAAACUAU